UUUCUGUUUAUUAUUCUCAUAUUAAAGAUGGCGUUUAUUAAAGAGGAGAUUGAAGACAUGAAGAUUGAAGAAACAUUCAGAGUAAAGCAAGAAGAAACUGAGGAACACACAGACUUGAUGGCGUUGAAAGAGGAGGGUCAAGAUCUGAAUGAAGCAAAAGAAAAAGAUCAGUAUGAGACACAGACAUCUUUUAGCUGCUCACAGACUGAAAAAACUUCCUCACAAAAAAGGACUCAAAAGACAGGGACUGAAAGUUAUUUUACCUGCCAACAGUGUGGAAUAAGUUUCGAUCAACAUGCAAAGCUUGAAGUCCACAUGAGAAUUCACACUGGAGAGAAGCCUUUCACAUGUCAACAGUGUGGAAAGAGUUUUGAUCUACAAGGAAACCUUAAAGUCCAUAUGAGAAUUCACACUGGAGAGAGCCCUUACACCUGCCAACAGUGUGGAAUAAGUUUUAGACAAAAAGGAAACCUUAAUAACCACAUGAGAAUUCACACUGGAGAGAAGCCUUUCACAUGCCAACAGUGUGGAAAGAAUUUCAAUCAAGAUGGAAACCUUAAAGUCCAUAUGAGAAUUCAUUCUGGGGAGAAGCCUUACAUAUGCUCUCAGUGUGGAAAGAGUUUUGAUCUACAUGGAAACCUUAAAGUCCACAUGCGAAUUCACACUGGAGAGAGCCCUUACACUUGCCAACAAUGUGGAGUAAGUUUCACUCAAAAAGGACACCUGAACAGUCACAUGAGAGUUCAUUCUGGGGAGAAGCCAUACAAGUGCCAACAGUGUGGAAAAAGUUUUGAUCUACAAGGAAAUCUUAAAGUCCAUAUGCGAAUUCACACUGGAGAGAGCCCAUUUACCUGCCAACAGUGUGGACUAAGUUUCAAACAAAAAGGAAGCCUUAACAGGCACAUGAGAAUUCACACUGGAGAGAAGCCUUUUAACUGCCAACAGUGUGGAAAGAGUUUCAGCCGAAAAGGAAUCCUUAAUGACCACAUGAGAAUUCACACGUAAGAGAGCCAUUUUACCUGUCAACUGUGAAGAAUAAGUU
Molecule: messenger RNA, 1042 nt
Organism: Rhinichthys klamathensis goyatoka
Lineage: Eukaryota; Metazoa; Chordata; Actinopteri; Cypriniformes; Leuciscidae
Product: gastrula zinc finger protein XlCGF8.2DB-like
Exons: 2
Coding region: 28-1005 (325 amino acids)
Biological process (GO): regulation of DNA-templated transcription
Molecular function (GO): RNA polymerase II cis-regulatory region sequence-specific DNA binding; DNA-binding transcription factor activity, RNA polymerase II-specific
Source: RefSeq, a predicted model, not a curated record